Molecule: messenger RNA, 3686 nt
Organism: Anguilla anguilla (European eel)
Lineage: Eukaryota; Metazoa; Chordata; Actinopteri; Anguilliformes; Anguillidae
Gene: sema4f
Product: sema domain, immunoglobulin domain (Ig), transmembrane domain (TM) and short cytoplasmic domain, (semaphorin) 4F
Exons: 14
Coding region: 658-3045 (795 amino acids)
Biological process (GO): negative regulation of axon extension involved in axon guidance; axon guidance; positive regulation of cell migration
Molecular function (GO): chemorepellent activity; semaphorin receptor binding
Source: RefSeq, a predicted model, not a curated record
CAGUGUCGCGCAGAGCUCGCGCAGUACGCGCAGUCUUGCCACCAAAGCGGCUGCACGGUCCUAGUUCUAAACGUUCUUCCUUUGUUUUUUAAAACUGUUUGAUAAAGCGAAACCUCAGACGGAUUAAUUCACAGAGAAGUUGGAGUUGAAUAUUCGUGUCCGUGUGGAUGACAUACACUAAGGAUUUGCAGGAAAACCCUCACGCUCAGUAAAGGUUAUGCGGUAGGCUAACACUAUUUUUCGAAAACCCUGGUGUGGUGUGUUUCACGCUCAUAAUCAAGGACUUUGGAACACUUGUGCAGGACUGCGUUUCAAAUUUGAUUCUGAAAUGCAGCAAUUUUUCCAAUAACAAUAUCAGCAAAGGAACUUUUCGUGUCGCUAACAUAUUGUUGACCUGGGAAAGACAAAACAGCGCUCAUAUUACUCUGAGCAGACACAUAAAUUCGAAAUGCCCUUUAUCCCGUAAGAAAAAUUUUGGACAGUUCGGAAUAAUUUGAAUCGUUCAUGUGACUUGUCAGACCUGUGGCUGACCGUGCACCUCUCCGCGAGCGUAAAACACAACCGCUCAGACUGGAGAAAAUGACCAUGAUCCGCCACUGAGGCGGAACCGGGACGCACGCUCUGACCGGAUACUUGUGUGGAGCUGAUCUUCGGAACAUGAAGACGGCCGCGAGUCAGAUCGUCGGAGUUUAUUUUGCGGGGAUAUUCGUCCUUAUUCCUGGCUUCUGGACAGCAGACGUGAACGGAUAUGGAGGGUCAGGCUCCAGGCUGGGCCCGCUCCAGUUCCCUAACGUGUCCAACCUGAGCGCCUUCCUGAUGGAGCCCAGCUCGGGGACCCUCUACCUGGGAGCGCGGGACACCAUCCUGGCCGUGGACGCGACCACUCUGAAGCAGAAACACGCUCGGAUCAUUUGGAACGUUCCGGAAGACAAGCGGCAGUCUUGUAUGGGGAAGGGAAAGACUGAGGGGGACUGUCACAACUACAUCCGGCUGCUGGAGUUUAUGGAGGAGAGGCGGAUCUACGCUUGUGGCACCUACGCCUUUGACCCACAGUGCGCCAUCAUCAACAUGCAGGAUUUCUCUCUGGAGAGAGCAGAGGACGGCAGUGUGAGGAUGGAGUCGGGUAAAGGGAAAUGCCCCUUCGAACCCAGCCAGCACUACACUGCAGUUAUGGCAGAUGGAGUGCUGUAUGCUGCUACCACCAGUAACUUCCUGGGUACGCUGUUUGACAUCUCACGAGCAACUGGCUCUGAAACCGAACGCAUUCGCACCGAGCAGUCCAUCAACUGGCUCAGUGAUCCAGAGUUUGUGAGCUCCUCCUUCAUCAAAGAGCGGUUGGAUAGCCCCACAGGGGACGAUGAUAAGAUAUACUUUUUCUUCACGGAGGUCGCCAAGGAGUAUGACCUCUACACCAAGGUCAAAGUGCCCAGGGUGGCCCGCGUCUGCAAGGAGGACCUUGGUGGUAUGAAGACGCUGCAGAAGAGGUGGACCACCUUCCUGAAGGCCCAGCUGGUGUGUGAGGACCGGGCCAGUGGCCAGCGCUACAACAUCCUCACCAACGUCUUCACCAAAGAGCACCAGCCAGGAGACCCCAGCUCCACACACUUCUAUGGCAUCUUCACUUCCCAAUGGGAGAGGGAGGAGCUCUCUGCAGUGUGUGUGUACAGUCUGGCUGAUAUCCAGAAAGUGAUGGCUGGGCCCUUCAAGGACCUGAAGAAGUGUGAGAACUGGAUGAACUCGGAUCCCAUCCCUGACCCUCGACCAGGACAAUGCAUCAGCCACGCUCUGAAGACCAAGGGCUUCGAGUCGUCCCUCAAACUGCCCGACAAAGUGCUGACGUUUGUGCGAGACCACCCUCUGAUGGAGAACAGCGUUGUGGCAGCGCCCCUGCUGGUCAGGAGGGGAAUUACCUACACGACCAUUGCUGUCACCUUGACACCCGCUGCCAACGGCGACCAGGGCAGUGCCACCAUCCUGCUGCUGGGCACAGAUCGGGGGGAGCUGCACAGAGUUUCGGUUCUGGGGCAGAACGCCACCUUGCUGCAGGAGGACCCACUGUUCACUGCCCAGGAGCCUGUUAACAACAUCCUACUGUACCAGGACCAGGCGCUGGUGCUGUCCCGUCUCUCUCUGGCACGGGUUGCUGCAGAGGGGUGUGGGGUGUUCCCCACCUGUGAGGAGUGUGCACGUGCACAGGGGCUGGGCUGCAGGUGGAGCAUCAAAGAGGUGGCGUGUACCCCCAUCCUGAUUGGGUCACAGAUGGACGAGCCUGAGGAUCCUCUUCAGCUGUGUGACUCUGGAGAGGCUCGCUGCGCUCCUGUCACUCAGGAGUUGCGUGUGGUGGAGGGCUUGCGUGUGCUGUUGCCGUGUGACCAGGUUUCGCCGCGCCCGUGUCACUGGGAGUACCCCCCCGACCGCCACACGCGCCAGCACCACACCCACCUGGAGGUCACCGUGACGACGGCCAGCCUGGGGUCCUACACCUGCUUCUGCGAGGAGGGCCGGCGGGAGGGGGGGUCCUGUCGCCGGGCCAGCUACACGCUGGCGCUGGAGGGGCCGCGGGCGGGGGGGUCGGUGGGGCUGGGGGCCGGCCGGCAGGUGCUGGCCGCGUACGUGUUCUGCUUCGUGGCGGGCGUGGUCCUGGGUGGCGCCCUGCUGCACCUGUGCCGGAAGCGAGGCGGGACCGGCCCGCAGAAGGGGCGGGGCCUGCUGCCCUCCUCGGACACGCCGCAGUCGCCCAGCAGCGCCAGCCUGCUGUCGGAGGGCGUGCCCCUGACGGAGAAGCGCAACGGCACGCUGAACGGGCACGGCGGCGUCUACGCCCGCGCCAGCGGCCUCAAGCUGCAGGAGUCUGCCGCCAACCUGGCGCAGGAGCUGGACUGCAGCGAGCGGGCGGGGCCGGGGGCGGGGCCUGGGGCGAGGCUGGGGGCGGGGGCGGAGCUCGGGCUGGAGGAUGAGAUUGCGGUUGCGAUGGAGGCGGAGCUCCCGGAGCUGAAGGCGUUUCGGGACGCCCCCCUGGCCAAAUGUGAGGAGAGCUCAAUCUGACCCUCUCAAACACCCCCCCCCCCCAGACCCUGCACUGAACCCCAAUCUGAGCCCCCACUGCCACAGCCUGAGAGAGCACCCCCUGAUACACACACACACACGCAUACACACGCACACACCCUCACGCACAUACAUACACACACACACACACACACACACACUCUCUCUCUGGCAGAUGGGUGGGGCGGAGCUUCAUUGGAUCAGCAUCUGAUUGGCUGAGAUCACUGCCAGACUGUGCCCCUCCCUCCUCCAUGUUCCUGUGUUACUUGGAGCACAGACCUGUCCUGACCCAGCGCUGCACAGACCUGUCCCGACCCAGCCCUGCAGGGGUCUGUACAACCCAGCACUGCACAGACCUGUCCCGACCCAGCCCUGCAGGGGUCAGUCCCGACCCAGCCCUGCAGGGGUCUGUACAACCCAGCACUGCACAGACCUGUCCCGACCCAGCCCUGCAGGGGUCAGUCCCGACCCAGCCCUGCAGGGGUCUGUACAACCCAGCACUGCACAGACCUGUCCUGACCCAGCGCUGCACAGACCUGUCCUGACUCCUGACCCAGCGAUGCACAGAUCUGUCCUGACCCAGCGCUGCAGGGCUAUGACUGUGCGAAGGGCUGAAGGAGCUGGAGUUUGACUGCGGCAAA